Betta splendens (Siamese fighting fish) is the source of this 3870-nucleotide messenger RNA. RefSeq names its product Y+L amino acid transporter 2-like. NCBI's taxonomy places the organism in Eukaryota, Metazoa, Chordata, Actinopteri, Anabantiformes, Osphronemidae. The record is from RefSeq and is a predicted model, not a curated record. Gene Ontology annotation, biological process: amino acid transmembrane transport. Bases 414 to 1883 code for a protein of 489 amino acids. The transcript has 12 exons. Gene Ontology annotation, molecular function: basic amino acid transmembrane transporter activity; L-amino acid transmembrane transporter activity. Gene Ontology annotation, cellular component: membrane.
UGCUUUACGUUUGGACACGCGCGGCAUGUCGCUCCCCGACGGCCCGGGGCCGUUAAAGGACGCGGAGACGAGCAGUUCCCGGCUGAAGCGAAGCCGUUUUGCUUCAUCUCGGUCUCGCGCUGACGUUAGCAUCCGAGCAUCCGCGCGCUGCUAGCGGAGGGAUAUUAUCUGUGGAGACGUUUGUUACAGCCUUGGCCUUUUGAGACAAGUCUUCCCGGCAGAGACACUUCCACAUUUUAUUGAUUUUUAAUUUUUUGCUUAGACCCUACCUCUUGUAUGCACUUGUUUUUAGUUUAUUUUUUGUUCCACUCUUCAGCCUCCUCUUAGUUUCUGGUACAACUAGGAAUUGUUCUGUCCUAUUUAUUUCUACAACUACCUCUUGAGUUGGGGCUUCGGGCUGUAAAUCUGUCACAAUGGUUGCUGAGGCGGACACGGGUUCUCACAGUAGUGUGCGGCUGAAGCAGGAGAUUUCCCUCCUCCAUGGAGUCUGUCUCAUCGUAGGAAAUAUGAUCGGCUCUGGCAUCUUCGUCUCACCAAAGGGGGUUCUUCAAUACACGGGCUCGUUUGGCCUGUCCCUCGUAGUCUGGGCCAUCGGAGGGGUGUUUUCUGUGUUUGGGGCAUUGUGUUAUGCUGAGCUGGGAACCACCAUCCGUAAAUCUGGAGCUUCCUAUGCUUACAUCCUGGAAUCCUUUGGAGGCUUCUUGGCUUUUAUUAGACUAUGGACAUCACUGCUGAUAGUGGAGCCCGCCUGUCAGGCAGUCAUAGCUCUGACCUUUUCCAUCUACCUGGUCCAGCCCUUCUACCCUACAUGUGUAGCUCCUUACGCCGCUGUGCGCCUCAUCGCUGCUGCUAUCAUAUGCCUGUUAACAUUUGUGAACUGUAUGAAAGUGAAAUGGGGUGCUGUUCUUCAGGUCGUCUCCACUGUAGCCAAAGUCCUAGCACUCAUCAUCAUAAUAAUCGCUGGUCUGGUUAAGCUGGGACAAGGCUACGACCAGAACUUUGAGGACUCAUUCAAAGACUCCAAGCUGAAUGCUGGUGACAUGGCGUUGGCUCUGUAUUCAGCUCUCUACUCCUAUUCUGGCUGGGACACACUCAACUUCAUCACUGAAGAAAUCAAAAACCCGGAGAGAAAUUUGCCGCUGUCCAUCGCCAUUUCCAUGCCUAUUGUUACAGUGAUCUACAUCUUAACCAAUGUAGCCUACUACGUUGUCAUGGAUGUAGACACCGUGCUCUACAGUGAAGCUGUUGCUGUGACGUUUGCAGACGAGGUGCUGGGCUGGGCUCGCUGGCUAAUCCCACUCUCUGUAGCCAUUUCCUGUUACGGCGGCCUCAACUCCUCCAUCAUCGCUGCCUCCAGGUUGUUUUUCGUUGGCUCCAGAGAAGGACACCUGCCCAAUUUCUUGUGCAUGAUCCACAUCAAGCGUUUAACUCCUAUUCCUGCGCUGCUUUUCAAUGGGGUCAUGUCUCUCUUCUACCUGACUGUACCUGACGUUUUCCAGUUGAUCAACUACUUCAGUUUUAACUACUGGUUGUUCAUCGGCCUUUCAAUAGGCAGCCUGAUUUACCUUCGCAUCAAAGCUCCUGAACUGCACCGACCUGUUAAGCUCCCCUUGUUUUUCCCCAUCGUCUACUGCCUGUGCAGCGUGUUCCUGGUGGUGAUGCCCCUCUAUAGCGACACAAUCAACUCUCUAGUGGGAAUUGCUGUGGCGCUGUCCGGCGCACCGGUCUACUUAUUCUUUGUCUAUUUGCCACCCAGAUACAGACCAGCAUUCAUUGGCUAUGCGCUCAAUGAUUUCUCUCUGUUCACCCAGAAGGUCUGCAUGUGUUGUGUGGCCUCGCCUGAUAUCGAUCUGGAUAAUGUGGACCCCGGAAAGAUCGAGUGAUGGAGCAACAAAGGACUGUAGGAAAGUACUGUAUAGAGACUUGAAGGGGGUGAAUGAAGGAAGUGGGAGGAGGCUUUGAGCUGCAGACAAUCAAGAUGUGGCUGAGUAUGCCUUGAUUGAUUAAAGGAAGAGGAGUAGAGAAGCUGGACUAUAGCUGACAUUUCCUCCCUGCUCCUCUUCUCUGUCGUGAGCCAUAUAAAUACGGAAAUUAAUUAUUUUUGUACAUCAUAAUCCACCAAGAAACUGCACUGAACAGUGUACACAAUUCAGUGCUGUUGCUUCCUCCACAUAGUCCAUCUCACACACGGAGAAGCUGACCAAAAGCCUUAGUGAGAGGGACCUCAACAAUCCAAUGCAGGAGGAUUUGCCUUAGCAGAGAGGUUAAAGUAAAGCUCAUAACGAAGCUCAUAGAAACCCUUGAGAAGCCUUAGUCAUUAUACUGUAUUCUAACUAAAACCUAGUAACCCACAACCAUGGCAACAUAGAACGCAAAAUUUCUCAUCUUUUGAGCACCCCCCGCACACACACCACAUUUUCUCUUUUCUCUUUGGACCUCUGUUUUGUUCUUGAUUGUUCUGUUGGUAUUGGACCGUUAAGGAGAUUGUUUACAGAGCUGUUUAAAAUGAUUGUGACUCUUCAGUUGACUGAACAGUUUUUAUUUAAAGGGUUAAGCAGAAUUCCCUCAUGGCAACUUCUGUUCACUGUUGAAAUGUCAUCUUGCAGUCCUUUGUAUUUUAUUGCACCAUUUUAUUGCACAUCAGAUUGAUGUGUGAUUUCUGGGGCCUCCUUGUGGUAGCUAAAAGUACUUCCAGGGACACGCUUUUUUUUUUCCCCCCAAAUACUCAACAGUCUCGUCUUGAGUUUGGGUUUUUAUUUAUGCUCUUAUGUUUUUAUGCUAUCACUCUUUUGUUAUUUUUAUAAAUGCUUACAAAGUUACUUAAAGCUACACUGCACUCUGCUACAGUGUGCUGCUGAAGGUCAUAAUCUAAAAUGAUACGAACACCAGUCAAGCAGAUAUUACAUGAUGUUGUUGAUAUCUAAUUGGUUAAUGCAAUGCAGUUGACCUUUGGAAACAAAUCUCUGUGCUGCUGUCCAGAGUCAUUGAGCAGAGAUUUUCAGUGCAUUUCUCUUAAGUAAAGGUUCCUGUAGCUUUAUAUUUUUUUACUGAAACAAUGUUCUUUUGUUUGUUUAGUCUCAAGUUAAACAUCAUGAUUGUAUUUCCACUUAAGCAAGCGUUGCCUGAAACUCUUUGGGGGUUUUGUAAAUGCAAACCUCAGGAUCAGCCAUGCUAUCUUGCACACGUUGCUGCUUUUUAGUUAACUUUCUUUUUUGGCCUUGAAUAUGUCACCAGGGGUUUAAACUAGACUUUCUGCUUAGUAGAGAGUCUGUAGCAAAGUGUCUGCUCACACAAGUCAAGCUGGUGUUUGUGGCGUGACGUAGCCCUCGUGAGCUGUUUGUGCCUUCUGUAAGUGUGUGCUGCCAAAGGCCCCGUGUCUGAUAGAUUAGCAUAGUUUACUGUCAGACUCUGCUUGUCCUCUGGUAAUUUGUCUACUUAACAUAGUUUCACUAGCCAGAUGUUGGAACUGAGCUUUGUCUAGACUUGGUCAUGCCAGGAUUUCCACACCACCAGCCAAUAGAAGCACAUGGAUAUUUAAUGUAGUCAGUCAUCUGUAUGUCUGUUUGUGUGUUAGAGGAAAACUAGUGUAUCUGCAGUAGAUGAAACAUAAUGCAUCUCCAUUUGACAUAUACUCAGAACACAACACUUGAAUGUUGCAGUUUAUUGUAUUCCUUAUGUACCAAAUGUAGGGACGUGUGGAUUGUUUCAUGUACUGGUGAAGUUCUGUCUUUGUGCUUUGUUCAGUGUGAAUAUUUAUUAAGUUUUGACAUGAACAAACCCAGUGAUGAGCGCAGCAAGCUCUACUCGUCCUCUUCUGACUGUGUCAGGACUGUAUUGAUCUUAUUUGAAUAAAGGUGCAUACAUAAUGUA